Mitosporidium daphniae is the source of this 2691-nucleotide messenger RNA. RefSeq lists its product as uncharacterized. The transcript has a single exon. The record is from RefSeq and is a predicted model, not a curated record. The annotation marks the transcript as partial. Lineage: Eukaryota; Fungi; Microsporidia.
UCGAUUGAAAAUUCCUUCCACAUUAUCAUUCCGGUACCUCUGUCAAAACCUGGUGAUUCAUACAGCUUUACUUUUCUCAAUGCUACGUGUAGAGAUCUCAAUUUCAACAUUCAGGGCCAUCGUCGAGAGGUCGACUUUGCCAUAACCUACUGGCUUGUUUUUUUAAAGUACUAUGACCGCGCUAUGGAAUACGUUUCCUUGUACACGAGCAUUUCGUUCGAACUAACUGCAGUUGAAUCGCUUAUUUUGCGAAAUAUCCUUGAAAUCAAAUAUCGUGAUCUCGAAUAUCUUGUGAUAGAAGCCUGGGCAAACCAUUUCCUUGGUGAACAUGACAUCUUUUUUAAGGGCUUUUUGGAUGAAACCAAUAGGAUUGAAAAGAUUACCAACAUUUCAAACUUGAUUCCCGUUAUUCCAUUCAACUAUAAAAGAAGCCUUUUCUCUUUUCUUCCUAACAUCGGUGAAGAUAAAUAUCUUUGGGCAUAUUCUAACAAGCUGAAAAUCGGGUCUAGUAUUGGAAAACCGGCAGAAAUAGAACUAAAUAUCUUCGAUCUUGAAAGUGAUAUCAAAUCUCUUCGCUCUAAAUCAUUUUGCCAUAUUUUGCCCAAAUUACGGCUUGUCCACUGGAGAAAAUUUAAAAUUUUUGAUUUUUUGAACAGUAUCUGUUUUCUAUAUGACCUAGCUGAAUCAUCUAAAGAUUUACCCGAUUUUGUAGACAAAUUAAAUUUUCUCUAUCUCAACUAUAUCCGAUUUUAUCUUGAAAUGGACAAUAAGAGCAACGAUUACAAAUUUUCUUCCCUGUGUUAUGUUAUCUUCAUGGUUUUCAACACCCUCAGUGAUAAGGAAAACCUCUCAACUUUUCUUUCUGAAUUGCAAAAAAGAAGUUUUCCUUACGAACUGCUGAGAAUUUAUAAAAAAUACAUGGAAUUGCAGUCAUUUUUUCCCUAUCAAAAAUCGAUUAAGAUUUCUCGAAAACUCCCAUCGCCUUCCCCAGAGUAUGAAAAUUUCUUAAACAUAACCAUGCAAAGGAAAGCUCUUUCAUCUAAUCUUUUCGAGGCAAAUGCGAGGUUUACCUUCUUUAGUGAUGCUGCUUCACUUGAAGAGAAAUUGAAAUCAAUGGUGUCCACUCAUGAACUUCUUUCUGGGUUUCCCCUAAGUGCCUUAAAAGACCCCAAGCUUCUUGCCCAAAUACUGCUCUGCGGGUCGAUUGAAGAACUCCGGGCAUUUUUCACUGUCAGUGCUGAAAAGACCCCAGAGUUGCUUGAUCUUUUAUGGUCCCAUUUCAUCAGAUUCUUUUAUUGCGAGUGUUGUCAUUUGAAAAACACUACUUUUUGCCAAACUUGGGUUCAGAAAAAAGAACCCUCUACUCAACAAAAAGGAGACGUGCCCGAUCAACAAUUAGUGGUCACGGUUCAUCAAAAAGUUUUGAUUCUGAUCGAGUUUUUCACAAAAUAUCCGUUGUAUGAAGAACAGAAGACCAUUAUGUCCACCAUUUUAGACAAAAUGAUUCCCGGAGGGUCGUAUGUCGUGCAACAAGGAAUGGCUGGCGGAAAGACCACGCGUUUCGGUCCCGCUGCCGCAAUCAUAGCAACGUCGAUUUUGAGGAAACUGCCGAUCUUCAUCUUUCCCAAUUCCAUCCUGAACCAGAACAUUUUGCAGCUGCAGCAAUGGCUUUUUGACUUUUUCGGCAAAAGCGUUUUCGAGUUCAAAGUAGAACGAUCGCCUUACGGGUACAGCGAGUCGUAUUUGCGCUAUCUGUACUAUCGCCUUGCAAUGGCGCAUCAUCGUGGAGAUGCAUUCGUGUCUUCGAUAAACAGCAUCCAAUGCCUUUUGAAUGCUAUCAAGGAACUGUAUUUGCAAAACACGCAAGCGUCAAGAAGAUCUUUUGCUUGGGUUGUGAGGAUCUUGUAUUUCAUCAAGUACUACUCAAUAUUUGUGCUUGACGAAGCGGAUGAAAUCAUGGAUGCUUCCAUUCUGUACAACUUUGAGACUAAAGAGCCCGAUGAAAAGGACUGGAAUGUCAUUAAUUUGCUUAUUGAGUGCUUCCUGUAUUUGAGAGACAAAAAGGAGUUUGAAUCGCAAACAGGAGAAAAGAUCACCAUUUUCGAAAUCAAGGAGCCUCUUACGCCAUCUACUGUGGGCCCUUUCAAACAGAUAUUAAACAAGGAGCUCAAUGAUAUUUUGUCAAAAGCCAGCAAUGAAACUCGUGCGUUCAUCGUUGAUAAUCUUUUUGUCAAUUGUUGGGAAAAGAUCCGCAAUGUGGGGUAUGGAGCAUCCAUGGAAUCCCCGUUUCCAUAUCCCAUUCCAUAUUCGAUGGCAAAUACACCAAGAGAGGGCAGCAGCUUUGGAAACAAACUGUUCAUCAUUGCCAUUUCGCUCAAGUUUUACCUUGAAACCGAGAUGAAAGAUCUCAGCGAGCCUCCUUUGUUCUUCACAAAAGAAAAUAUCUAUUCCAUUCUGGAGCUUUUUGAUUAUGACCCAGAAGAAAUAAUGCAGAGGACACCAAAACUAUCUCAUUUGGAGCUCUUCAACUAUUUAAGGGACAGGAUCUAUGAAAAUGACGAAAAUCUCAAGACCUUUUUGAGGGAUGUAGUAAUCGAAGGCAUCAAGACAUCUCCUCAUCAGAUCGUAUCAUCUGCCAUUGAAUUUAUUUUGUCUUGCACUCAGGUCCUUGCAUACAGCGGUACUUUAUUC